CACUGACAAACGGUAGCAGGUUGAGUGGGUGACAGCGGCUAGCAUCACACUUCAGCCGUGAAACAGCGGACGUCAGCUAAGUUAACAGGAAGCAGCGGGUGAAUUAGUGUUGUAGACAGUUGAACAGACCGUCUGCCAAAAGGAUAAAACGUUAUUUCUGAGUACGGUGAGGAUGUCUGUCCCGGCAGGAGAGGGAUGAAGAUGACACCACUGUUAUGGCGAGUUGUGUCAGUGUGGCUAUGUAUGGCUGUGCUCUUUCGGUACCCUAGUUGCUAUGUCAGUUGCACAGAGUCGCACCAGGAGGCCCAGGGGCCCGUGUCCUCACAGGACGUCGGUACGGAGGAAGAGUCAGGGGAGAAGAUUCAUCAGCACAAGGUUGAGGAAAGCUGGGUCUUACCUGCCCAGCCCCCUUCUGAAGAUGAGCAGCUGAUAGAGGAUGAUCAGCAAAAACAGGAGCAGAUAAUCCAAGAGGUGGAGGCCUUUGAAGCAGAGGAGCCUGCUGUAGAAGAAGAGUUGGAGGCAGAGAAAGGAAUUUCACAACCUGAACCAGAACCUGAGCAAAGCUCUGAAAAUCAGCAUCCUGAAACCUCCAUCACUCCAGACCAGGCAUCACUGCUGCCUUCCUCUCACCCUGUCUCUGAACUUGCUGCUGAGCUUGAAGAUAAUGCAAACACCAUCAACCUUCAGGACAACAUCCCAGAUAGGCAAGAUAUUAUUACCAACAGUGUUUCAGAUGAUGCAGUUGACGUAGCUGCACCCGAGGUCAUUGAUUCUGACCUGCCUCCAGCUGACUGUGAGGAGGAGAAGAACCCAUAUGACAAUGAUAGCAGUCCUCCAAUUGUUCUGGAGAACACUUCCAAUGUUCACACUGCAGGUACUAAAACCCACACGGACCCACCUCUGACUUCUAACACUGGUCCUGGCACACAGCCUCUGGAGGCCAACACCUCACACAUGCUGAAAAAGCAGGACCUGAGCUCCCCUGUUACCACAGGCACAGAUUCCAGUCCGAGCAGCAAAGACCCCGAGGACAUCCCCACUUUUGAUGAGUGGACGCGGAAGAUGAUGGAGGUCGAGAAUGAAAAGACUCAGUCUACUCAUUCUUCCAACAACGGGGCUCCUCACACGGUGAAGAAGGUCCAGAAGAACUUUAAUAACUAUGCCUCAGUGGAGUGUGGAGCUAAGAUCCUUGGCGCUAACCCAGAGGCAAAGAGCACUUCAGCCAUACUGAGGGAGAACAUGGACUUGUACAUGUUAAACCCCUGUAGUAAUAAAAUCUGGUUCAUCAUUGAGCUCUGUGAGCCCAUCCAGGUGAAGCAGCUGGACAUCGCUAACUUUGAGUUAUUCUCUUCUACGCCCAAGGACUUUCUCGUCUCCAUCAGUGACAGAUAUCCGACAAACAAGUGGCUGAAGCUGGGAACCUUUCAUGCCCGGGAUGAACGCACAGUCCAGAGCUUCCCGUUGGACGAGCACCUCUAUGCUAAAUAUGUGAAGAUGUUCACCAAGUACAUAAAGGUAGAGCUGGUCUCUCACUUUGGCUCUGAACAUUUCUGCCCUCUCAGUCUCAUAAGGGUGUUUGGCACAAGCAUGGUGGAAGAGUACGAGGAGAUCGCUGAUCCCGCAGAAAGACCAGAUGAUCAGGAUGAUGAUUUGGAUUAUCCUCCUGGAUACGCACCUGGUGAAGUCAAGUUAUCCAAGAACCUGAUUGGAUCAGCAAAGGAUGUCAUCUUGAACAUGGUAAAUAACAUUGCCGUCAAUGUUCUCGGUGGAAGCCCAGAAAUGCAAGGCAACCUUUCAUCACAGGAAGUGAACAUGACUGAGCCAUCAUCCCAACUUGAAACUACCCCUCAAACUACCACCACAGACCUCACCUCAGUUCCAGACACACAAGUGGAAGAGGUUUUACCAGACCCUGAUAUCUCUGAAACUGUAGCCCCAUCCUCAGAGACCUCUGAGCCAGAGACACCUACCGAAGAUAAAAGCAAACAAGAGCUCCCCCCAGUGGAGGACAAAAUAAUCAUUCCUUUAGAGAAAGAUGAAGAAGAGCCCAUCAGCUCUACAAUCACCCUUUUGGAUAAGGAGGAGGAGUUGGAUGAAGAAAAGGAGAAAACGGAUCAACAUAAGCGACAGCAAAAAAUCCAGAACUACUGUUCACUACUUCCUUCUCUUUCUUCCUCGUGCUCUUGUGCAGCAUCCCUCCAGGAGUAUCUGCAUAGGCAGUGUUCAGCUCUGCUCUCCAAAAAACGGAGAUGCCAAAUUGUGAACAGAAAGCAAACGAUUCCUCCCAUCCAAACACCCACUUGGCACCUACCCCCAUCCCCAUCUGCUUGCCCUGAACCCGAGCAGCACCAUAGUGAGGUACACCAGCCCCAUGAACAAGAACAAGCCUCUGAACAGGAGCCAGAGAGCGGAGCCAGCCCGGCGGAAACGCCUCCGGGGAAAACAGUCGAAUCUCAUAAAGAGUCUAUGUCCGAACCUCCUCUGCUGGAGCCCAGUCAAACCUCGAACCUCCCCACACCCAGUGCCACUGACUUAUCCUCUGCCAAAGCUACCCCUAUUGUGGAGACACCACAGCUGUCUUCUGAGGAACCAGCGAGGGAGCUGAAGCCAGAAAAGAGCCAGGAUGUGCUGGCUGAAGAGAAGCACAUUGAGCCUUCAGUGUCUCUUAGUAGCUCCGUCUCUGUAAAACCCGGUGUCAGUGCCACAGUGGACGUCGCCUCAGUGGCACCAACAGAGAAGUCUGACAUUGAGGUUUCUAAACCAGAGAUAAACGCCCCCAUCCAAACCCCAGAAAAGACAGAUGAAUCCCAAGUUCUCCAUCCCACCACCCCCCCUCAGUUAGAGCAUCACCCUGACCCUCCAGUUGUCCCUGACAGUAGUACUGUUCCCGCUGAGCCUACCCACCCUGCUCCAGACACCAUUACAGAACUUGAGCCCUCUAGUGGUCCCCUGGUCAUCACAGAAAAUAAGAUCGAGGAUUUUGCCGAAGACAUCACUAUGUCAUCAACUGGCAAACCUUCCUCGCCUACCACACCGUCCCUCUCAGAUAUCUAUGCAGAGCCCCCCAACGGCACGGAGCAGAACGGGAACCCAGUGCACGGCUCCAGCCAGAAGGAGUCUGUGUUCAUGAGACUCAACAACCGCAUCAAGGCCCUGGAGAUGAACAUGUCACUGAGUGGACGCUACCUGGAGCAGCUAAGCCAGAGGUAUCGAAAGCAGAUGGAGGAGAUGCAGAAGGCUUUCAACAAAACCAUCAUUAAACUCCAGAACACGUCUAGAAUAGCAGAGGAGCAGGACCAGCGUCAGACUGAGUCCAUUCAUAUGCUGCAGGGCCAGCUGGAGAAUGUGACUCAGCUGGUUCUCAACCUGUCUGUCAGAGUCAGCCAGCUGCAGAAUGAGGUUGCAGACAGGCAGAACUACCUUCUGCUGUCUCUGGUGGUGUGUCUGUGUCUUGGCCUGCUGCUGUGUGUCAACCACUGCCGCAUCAACACAAUUUCUCCAACCGCAGAACCAGAGCCACCCAUACCUAAGAGCUACACCUACUGCUGUCCUGAAAGGCAGUUCUCCUCCUGUGAUGAGACGGGCUUGAAGAGGAGCGCUUCCUAUCCACUCAUACACACACUCGCCACCACUGAAGGCCCUGAAAUGCUGCACGCAGAGGAGACGCAGAGUCUUUGUCCGGCUAACAGAAAGAGGAGACGCCGUAAGAUGAAACCCAUGGAGAAAGUGGAGACUCUGAAACCUUCUUUUCACGCAGCUCCUGAACUGUGUAAUGGAGCUGUUGUGUGUAACGGUGCACCCGUCACCACAAACCCCACCCCCCUCACAAAAAGAUUACUUCCACCUCUGUUUAGAGACUCGCCAUCAGAGGUCAGCUCGGAGGGCUCGUCACAUUCAGACGACCCCUCCUUCUGUGGCAUCACCACAGCUUGCAGCCGGAUCUGUGACGGGCUCCCUCCACCCAAGACCCGGGCGGAGAAACGGGCAUUAAGACGCAGGCGUCCAAAGCCCAGCUGCACGGUGGUGGACUUUCUUCAAGCCCCACGGAGGGACAGGAGUGAACCAUUGCCCAUCUCUACCAUACAGGACAUCAUGAACAGGAAAACAGAGCAAAGCUCUGGGACAUGUGGGGUGAACGUCGCCCUCUCGGGUCCUGUUUGAUGGGACUCCACUCCUUCUCACUGACUGCUCAGUUCUUUCCAAAAGAGGACGGAUGUUCAUUUGUGUAGCCACAGGCAGCUCUGAGCUUCGACAUGAGACAAUCCCUUCACUCCCUUUACUUUUGUUUUCUGUUCAUGUUCUCGUCAGAUGUUUAUAUUUGUUAUACUUCACAGCAAAGAAAUGUCUUCCCAGAUUUCCAUUAAAGCUCUUUCUCUUUGGUUUGGAAACUGUGACUAUUGACCCUAACAGUGUGAUUCAAUUGAGUUUUAUGAUCAACAUGCUGCACACUGACCCCGUGAACAGCUUCUCUAGUGUGAAGAGAUUCAUGUUUGCUAAACACCUAUCUCAGUUUUCCAUCUGUAUCUUUUUAUUUCAUAAAAAUUUGGUUCUAAACCUGCUGAUGGGACAAGCACAGGGCUUUUUCUGUCAUCCACUCACCUUCAGAAUAAAAGCACAGAAACAGUUUAUAAAAAUGUAUUUUGGGUUUAAAAACAGAAGACAUAUCAAAGUAUUUUUUAUACUGACAGUGGAAAAAUAGAGCUACAAGAAUCACAAUAAGAAACUUUUUCAUGAUAUGUUCUAUUAUAACUUAUUGAUCCAGAGACCAUGAUGGAAAGAAAGACGGUCUUUUGCAACAACAUAAAGGGAAAAAUUCAGUUUAUUUUGCUGGAAUAAUCUCAAACACAGGAUCCACUCAACCUCAAAAUGAAUUAUUCUUACAAGAGAUUAAUCUGUCAUCAACUGCACUUAAGUCCAGUGGUUUGAGCAAAUAGAAAUAGUAAAUUAAGAUUAGAUAAGAUUAAAUAAACUUUAUGUAAAUGUACAUGAUACAAUAGUGCAAAUAGGCAGGUAGCAGCAAUAAUUUACUUCAAUUAUAAAGGACGGCACAUCUAAUAAAAUAACUGUUCAAUGCCUAUAAGGCACUGGAAAUAAAGGACUUAUUUUACGGGAUUCAGCUGCUCCUUGGGACCAUAAACUGACGGCCAGGAGCAGCUCAGACUCUUGAGUGUAAUUGAUAUGAAGUGUCUGCAAUCAUGUGUUUGGUCUGUUCUGUCAAAUAUACUGCAAAGUUGUCUCUGUUACUUACCCUUGGCAGGUAUUGUGUUUCUGUAACUUGCCAAUCAACGUCCUUGUAUUACACUGAGCAAAACACUAGUACAGGUUACUAGACGCCAUGGGUCAUCUGGGGCCAGUGCAGCAAAGCUAUACCUACUGGCAGAAGGAAAGAAACAAUAGAAUUUUGGAUUAACAUAUAUCACAAAAAACAGUAGUGGAAUGUAAUUAAGUGCAUUUACUCAAUUACUGUACUUAAAGGAAAUAGCCACUUUAGAAUGAAAAUCCAUAGAGUACGUCAGAACGGCUCGGCAUGCAAAAUUGACUUGAGAAGACGUAAUCUACUCCACUUUUAUAGCAUCAUUUCUCACCGCGGUCAGUUAGCUUGCCCUGCAGGUGUGCUGUGUUUAUAUGGCAACUCGCGCGAGACUAGCUGAUGGCUAGUGGUGGUGCUAGUUCUCGAGUCUCCCGUGAGUUGCCACGUAAACACAGCACGCCACGACUUUUCAAGUCAAUUGUGCAAGCCGCGGCUUCAGGGCACUUGGAUUACAAAGGACGAGCCGUUCUGACGUUUUUGAAAUGCAUUAGUGGAGUUUUAUUACAUUUUCAAAAUGUGGGUUCCAUGCACUUCAAGUGUAGCUGUUACUCUGACUAGCUGUUAUUCUCCGAUACCCCGAACGAGUUUUGUGAAAUAAAAAAAAACUACACUGGACUUCUUGUCGGCAUGAGGGUCACUAAGUACUGUCUGGAUUUUCAUUCUAAAGUACAGAUUCAAAGUACUUUUAAUUUACUUUACUACACUAAAUAUUAUAUUUUUUAC
Messenger RNA from Epinephelus fuscoguttatus (brown-marbled grouper), 6034 nucleotides. Its product is annotated as SUN domain-containing ossification factor-like. Bases 196 to 4161 code for a protein of 1321 amino acids. Gene Ontology annotation, cellular component: membrane; cytoplasm. Gene Ontology annotation, biological process: protein folding in endoplasmic reticulum; regulation of bone remodeling. The record is from RefSeq and is a predicted model, not a curated record. The transcript is spliced from 24 exons. Lineage: Eukaryota; Metazoa; Chordata; Actinopteri; Perciformes; Serranidae.